Messenger RNA from Dermacentor andersoni, 8085 nucleotides. RefSeq names its product sphingosine-1-phosphate phosphatase 2-like. Gene Ontology annotation, cellular component: endoplasmic reticulum membrane. Lineage: Eukaryota; Metazoa; Arthropoda; Arachnida; Ixodida; Ixodidae. The record is from RefSeq and is a predicted model, not a curated record. Gene Ontology annotation, biological process: sphingosine metabolic process. Gene Ontology annotation, molecular function: sphingosine-1-phosphate phosphatase activity.
GAUCAAGGCUGGCGGACGGCAGUUGACGAGGCAAGCGGGCAAGCUCCGCAACUGCACCGCUGCAGUGCUGCUUCAAGUUAGGGUGCUCAAAGUGGUGUUAUGUGCCGCCGCUGCCUCGAGCUGCGUGCUGCUGUGCGGUCGUAGUAGCGUAGCAGGCCGUGUCGGCGCCGACUGCUAGCUCGUGAUCGUCGCCGGGACGCGCGUGCGAUUGUUCUCGGAGCAGCUGAUCGUCGUCCCGGCACCGCGACGGAGUGUUGCGGUCAUGUGGGAACAACUCGUGAGGCGGGGCCGCUCGCUCGCCAAGGCCCUCAACAGCCCGUUCCUGGUCGAGCGUGUUCAGAACUACUUCGGUGUUUACCGGCUGGCCAAAAACGGUCAGCAGAACGGCGGCGCGCGCAACGGCUACGCGGCGGCGCAGGCCGAGCGGCCCGCCAGCGGCCAGUACCGCGUCGAGCGCCCCGUGUGGUACCACCUGUUCCGCUUCGGCUCGCUGCUGGGCUACGAGGCGUUCUACGCGACGUUCUUCCCGUUCAUCCUGUGGAACUGGGACGCCGUCGUGUGCAGGCGCGUGCUGCUCACGUGGGCGCUGGUGAUGUACUGCGGCGGGCUGGCCAAGGACCUGUUGCGCUGGCCGCGGCCGGCGUCCCCGCCGGUGGUCCAGCUAGACCGGGCGUACGCGGCCGAGUUCGGUAUGCCGUCCACGCAUGCGAUGACGGGCGCGACCGUGCCUUUCGGACUGCUGCUUUGGACGCAGCAGCGCUACGAGUACUGCUACCAUGCGGCGCUGUGCGUGUGCCUGGUGUGGUGCGCGUUGCUGUGCGUCAGUCGCCUCUACCUGGGCAUGCACACUGUACUGGACCUGCUGGUGGGCCUGGUGGUUGCCUGGGCACUGCUGCUUCCGCUGGUGUCUGUGUCGGUGACACUGGAGGCGUGGAUGCUGGCAUGGCCAUGGGGUGCCCCACUGUGUGCUGCGCUGCUACUACUUGCAUACCCAGCGCCUCCACGGUGGACACCCGCACGUGGUGACACGUGCCUGGUGGUUGCCACAGUGGCCGGCAUUUGGGCUGGCGAGGCACUGCUGCCCAUGGCGCUUGGCACCCCCACACCCACGCCUGUAAACCAAGGGGCUGGUGCCCUGUACACGGUCGAGUAUGUUUCUCUGCUGGGACUCUCAUUUAUUGUGGCACGAACGGUGGUGGGCCUCGUGGCGAGUGUCCUUGUCCGAACUGUUGUCAAGGCUGUGAUAUACCCACUGCUAUGUGGUCUCCAUGGCUGUGAUCCAAAACUGGAGACAAGCCGGCAGAAGGGCACCAUAGAGCUUCCCUACAAGUACAUCACAUAUCUCUCCAUGGGACUUACCAUGUCCCUGGGAUCUCCGUGGCUCUUUCAUCAGCUGGGCAUCGAGAGGGACAGCCUGCCCAUUCACCUUUGAAGGUGCCACAUGGGUGCAGUGAACGUUGCGUAUUACGUGUGUGUGCACAUGAUGUGUGUACUACUAGCCCAGCUGGCACCUGCCUUUUUAUGCCACUUGUUGCUGCACAUGUAGAGGAUUGUAUGUUGUGUGCAUCAUGCGGUGCAAUGUGGCGAUAUUAUGUAUAGUGCAAUACUAUGGGAUCAGUCAGUGACCAAUUUUGCUGAUGACUGGCAGCAAGGAUGUUGUUGCAUUAACUUUUCAGACAAUGUUGCAUUUAUACAAGGUAUUUAGGUUUCUGUAUGUGCAGUCGGUUUCUAAAACCCUAUAGAAUGGGACUGGUUCUGUGCCGUAGGUGGCAUUCUAUGAUGGUGUUUCGAAUAGAUAGAUUUACUAUAUUAAGGCAGCCUGAAACUUGACUUGCAUUCAUGGUCUUGCCAUGUUGACAAACCUUCAAGAGGUGCAGAAUGCAUUUUAUGGCUUCAGUUGUGCGGCAUCUAAAAUGUGCCUUCAGUUUCGAAAAUCUGCAAUAGACUGCUGUGCAGUUUCUGAGUUCGUCUUUGUCGCACCUGACUCUCACGUAAAUUAAAAAUGAACAUUGUGGGGUGAACUCUUCCGAAACUGCAUAGUUCGUUAUGAGAGAUGACAGAGUGGGAGGCUGCAUAUUAAUUUUGACCUCCUGGGGUUCUGGAACAUGCGCCCUGAGUACAGCACGCAGGCGUUCUUGAAUUCCACUCCCGUCUGAAUGUCACAGCUGGGAAUCAAAGCUGUGUCCUCGUUCUUCUCAGCGACACAAGUGGAACCCAGAUAAAUAGCAUGGAGAAAGCUAUUUUAAAAGACGCAGUGCUUUCAUUGUGGCACGUUUAAGCAAUGUUAGACUCCUUCAGAGCGGCUCUCUGAAUCACGGCUCCCUUUCUAGAUCCAUGGGCAAGAACACUAAUAACUUUGCAUUUGCAAUGUUCUACAGAGAGUGCUGUGGUGUUCAGCUUCAUUUCUGUUCCGUUCGUACUUUUAGCACUGCCGUACCAACACGCACAACCAUGCACUUUUGCAUUGGCCGUGUAAAAAAAAAGUCCUGCAGCCUUUCUAUUUUUUUCUCUCUAUGUGUGUGUGUUUUAGAUGCAGAUAGCUCAUAUGGCGCGCUAUUUCAUGUCCAUCGAGGGCACUAUGUCAGCAUAUUAAUCCUUUUUUCAAGUCAUAUAAGUGGGCACACAUUUCCUACAAGUGGCUGUCAUUUAUCUCUGUGUGCACAUGAUGUAUACUUAAGUGCCUAAGUCGCUCCUGCUUCUCUUGCAAGAUUGACUAUCUGUGACAUUGUUUUUGCUGGCAAGUUGUGUCGGCAUUGUUAUGGGUGCCUGUUUACCUCUGCUCCAUAAUGUAGUGGUUGCUGGUCCUGUUACCACAUGUGUUGCUAUGUUUUAUGCCGCAGUGCCGUCAGUUUUCACUGCCACAAACGUUUUGAUGGGCAUCAGUGUUGGUAACAUAGCGAGAACGUCAUUAAAUUUACUGUUUUAGUCACUUUACUGACACCUUUUGUCUUUUUCAAGUCCUAGUGCCAUGUUGAGUGACUUUUUUAGUGCAAAAUAGCCAGUACAUUGUCCUGAUAAAGUUCUUCAAGGGCCCUUGGCUAAGUUCAAUGCCUUGGCCCCAUUUUAUUCCGAGGGCUUCCACGUGUUGCUGCUUAUAAAUACAUACCAAAGAGCUUAUUAGUGAGCCAUCUGGGAGCACUAAGAUGGUUUUCUAGGCAAAGCACACUGUUGAGACGUGAUACCGUUUUAGAAAAUUGGGGUUGUUUUUCUUCUUACAUACUGUUCUUUGACUUGCCACUGCAGGAGGUAAUUUUAAACUGCGGUAAAAAUAAUAAAAAAGAUGUCUAGAAACAACUAAAGAAAUAUAAGACAUACUUCCAACAAGGUAAUUAUAAUCAUCACUUAGCAACUUUUCACUAAGACUGGAGGGAAAAGACCGCUACUUGGUGGCUUUGUCCUGUAAAAGAAAGUUACCAACACUGAUGGCCAUAGCCCACCAGGGCCUGGGCACAUUGGUAAUCCAUGCUGUCCUGAGAAUAAGUCUAAAGAAGUUAAUGUGCACGCAUGUUGUGUGCAUACAACUGUGUAUGUGUGCCUCAGUAUUUUCCCUAACGUUCAGCAGCAUUGUUAAAGUGCCUGCUGCCACUCGUGAGCACAAGUUUCUGCUGUGAUUGUUGCUUCAAAGGAUGCGCACACAUAACUUUCAAGCCCAAAGGAGGUACAGGAACCAAAACACAAGAGCAUUGAGUGUUGUGAAUAAAUAUUGCACCAAUUCGCAUUGUUUCUUUCGACGAUGUGCGCAUCUUAGUGAUUUCAUUUGACAUGGUGUAAAGCUUUGACUUUGCACUGGUAGUCAUUUGCUUUUAUUGUCCUUCAAGAUGUGAACAAAUCUCCUUCCCACUGUUCUUGUCCUUUAAUUUUUGCAGUGCACCAGACUGUCAUUUGGGAUAACCACAAAUGCGAGGGUUUCAGCAAGCUGAAAGGAAAUUGUCGAUACCUUGUGUAUUACAGGAUAACUUGUGUAGACAGCUUUAGUGGAGCGCCUGAACAGCAGAAAUAGUAAUAUCACUACACACCUCAAAACUCACUUCUAUUGUAGUGGGAUAUUGCUUUUUUAUUUGCAAAUCUUGCUACUGAUGUCUGUUUUGUGCCUGUCUUGUCUGCAGUUUUAUUGAAGCCUAGGGUGCUGUCAAAAGCAUGCACUAUUUUAUUUUGCAGGGAAUAUGUGUGCUCCUUCUCUUUAACACUGUACCAUAAGCUCGUAUGGCAGUUAAUGAACCUCCUAGUAAUGCAUGAUGGCCUGGUGAAUGAAUUCCAGUGCAUGGCAUGGAAAGUUGUGCUUUCAAGUUUUAGCUUCGAAAAAAUUGUAUGCAAGAAGCUGUGGUGACUGUAGCAGCUAUUGCAGCUCUGCUAUUUUUCAACUGGGCAGAGACAAGUUCUGGUAUGAAUUUCACGAGGGUGCACAUUUUGGUUAUGAUUAUAGCCAGAUCAGUUGUACAGAAAUCUCUUAAACAUACGCGAUUUAGGUGGAUCACAUUUAAUGCUCUUUUAUUAUAACAGCAUUACUUGUGUGAGGCACUUUGUAGUUUUCAAAUAGCUCUGACUUCAAACUUCAAAAUUAGCCCUCAGUAUCUGCAUUUACCAAAACACAGUCAAGGCAAGCAGCCUACCGACACCCUUGAAAAGAGCCUAACCAAUGGGGCUGUGGCUUGCAGAUUAAGAAAGAAACUUGGGAACAUAAUGACUCCACAACGAGCACAGACAGAAGAUUGCAGUAUAAUUAGAGAUCAAAUGAGUGCUGAGGCAAUUGUUGAGAUAAUAGAAAGAUCUGGUGUGUGGCUGGUCAUGUAACACUUAGAGCUGAUUAUAGCAACAUAAUUAGCACCAAGCAAAGGCAGGAUGGCAAAUGAUGUAGCUGAUGCUGAUGUCGUUGUAUGCUCCAGACCGCUGGCAUUUAAAAGAGUACAGGCAACCCGGUCUCAGCACCAUAACACCACAGUCAAGUGUAUGGUGCCCUCUGUCUGCCUUUUGAAUGUUGCUAUUGGAAAUGACAAGUUAAACUUCAGUGUACUAGAAGUUACAGGGUCAGUGAUAUUGUGAACAAAGAGAAAGAAAUCGGAAGCAAUAUUUGUUUUGUUGCUUGUUUGGGCAGUAACUAGCUUAUGUAAUGUGGUCCUGUACAAAGGGUUGGGGGCUAGAGACCGCACUUUCCUAAGUUUUGACUGGUUCCCCGGAUGUUCUCAUUUCGUUCUCGCUUCGUUCUCGUCUUCAGUGCUUGGAUAACUGCUCUGGCAUUUGGCUCAAGGUCUCUUGAAGGUCGCCGACAACGAGAGCUAAAAGCAUUUCGUGCUUAUAAAUGCAUCGAUGUCCCUAGUCCAGGAUGUCACUUAAGCGCUCUGAGCUGCUGCAUACCCCGCACCCGCCGCAAGUUGUUUACCUCGUAACAUAUGGCACAGUGGUGUUUUCUGCAUACCGUGCUCCGAUGAUGUUUUUUCUGCUCAAACUUUUCAUGUGGAAGGGCGCUUGCGAAUAACAUUUGCCUCGGCCGACAUUUUGACAGCUUUUUGCUAGCUUUACCCGCCAUGUAGGCUCCAAGUACAUGCAUCAUAUGGCUGAAUACUUCGGUAAACCGAAACCGUGUCACAAAAUUAGUAGAGUGGCAAGUUGAGUUAGUUGGUGGAAGUUCAUCUUGUAAUACUGGUGUUACGGCACUUAGACACAUGGACAACAUAAGAAGAAAAGGACAGGACACAAAAAAAGACUUAAUCAAACAUUACAAAAUUACCUAAUUAAACUAAAUCACAAAAUUACUUCAUUAGAUUGAGAAAAAAAAGGUUUUCAAUGCAGCUAAGAUCGAGAAAUGAAUAUACAUGUAGUUGGGGGUCGGGGUUAGAUCACGAAUUUUAUUAAAUCAAAGCUCGUUAUAUUGAGGUUUGAUUGUAUUUGUCACAGAAACAAGGAAUCUUGUACACUAUGCCUUCUGUGCAUCUGACAUAUGACUUCCUGUGUUUAGUCUGGCACCCACGUGGCACUAAGCCUUCCUUGUCGUGUUUUGCAUAAGCCCAGUAGCUUUUUUGGGGACCAUGAACAGGACUCAAAUAUUCUUUUCAGGCUACGUUCGAGGCCUGUAGCAGAAAGAGCCAGUCCUGUCUUAUAUACACGAUGUCACUAUUUCCGGAAAGCGUGAUGGAUGGGAUUCAUAAACUGCGAGUUAGAUCGUGUAAAGUAAGCUUCAAAUAUCUCGCACAUUGCAUCUGAUUUGUUUUUCGUCAUCAUAGUAUACAAUCUAAUAAUGGUGUCGCAUGGUGCACUUUCGAUCCUGAUUGCACUUGACUCGAUCGCAACCAAAGGUGUGACCAGAGUAUAAGAUGCAGCUACUCUCUGCUGUCUUACCACAUGUACAUUUGGAAACUAAGAUAUUGAGACAUGACGCGCAUGCAAAAUGUCUGAAGGUUGAUUUGUAGAAAGCUGUUGCUAAGGGUUUAGUGUCACAUCUACCUCCGUUUAAUAGUAAGUAGUGCUUUUUUGAUUCCUUUUAUUGACACUUCUGUGUUGAUCAUGAUUCUUUAAGCAGAUGCUCUAGCCGUAUUGCAUAGAGUUUUGACACUGCUCUGCCAGCAAAGAUGUUAUGUGAGAGCUGUCACUUUCCUCUUCCUUUUGCCGUAUGAGCAAAAUUAUCGUGCCCAUGUUGUAUUGUACUUAAAUAAGAAUUGGUGUAGCGUGAUGCUCAGGAAUACUACUACAACUUGAAUUGCUUGGUGGUUUGCCAGUUGAAGUUGGAUUUGCUGUGCUACGAAAGAAAUAGUCUUGUUUUACUCUUAAAGGGACACUAAUUAAAGGCAAAUAUUAAGUCAAGCUAAAGUGAUAGAUUAGUGCUCGAGAAUCUCUAACGCGUCAAUAUUAUUGCAAACAGAGCCCUAAUAAUCGUGAAAUCGAGGUAAAUGCAGGAGAUGGUUAGAGACUCCCCCGGGACAUUCACGUACUUACCCGAUGACGAAAGCACUCCUCAGUUAUAUUCUGUCACAUGUACUCAACCAUUUGUAGCAAAAAAAAAACAUUCUUGUAUUGUAUUAUAAGACGAAACAAAGUGCUACUUGUCUGGUUCUAUUUCAUUUUCAGAAAAUAGUACUAAUUGAAAUUAUCCUUGACAACGACGCGGGUGGUCGAAAGGUUUCAUUUUUCGCUCGACUCCGCGCCGCCCACGCUUUCGUGUAUCACUAGUUUCGUUAUCGCGUAGUGCUGCGCUGGUUUUGCUGGCUCGCGAAACUCGGACAAACUGCACGUAGCGGAGAAUUCAACUUCCAUGUGAUGUCGCGGGACGCCCGAAUGGUCUACGCCACUUCACCAAAAAGCAGCUGCAGCGGCGAAUCCACCUCUCUGUCUUGGCACGGUACCGCCGUCUGUCGGGCGCCGUUUUACUCGCCGACAGCAGCAAAGGGUGGUGACGGCGUGUGCAACGUCACCACUCCCCCGGUUGGUUGGCGGGAGAUUUGAACUUCAAAAAAGGAAUUUGGACCCUUCAGAUGCAAUUUUCUCGUAAACUAAGUAUUUUCUUAGCACGAAUCAAGCACUACGAGGUUUCUCGAAUGGUAUUUCAAUAGUCUACAUCCACUUAUCAUUUGCCUUUAGUGUCCCUUUAAUAUGCAUUCAUGGUAUGCAAUCAAGGGCUGUUUGUGUUCAAAAUAGUCUGUAGAAAUGCUGCCAAAGAAUGGUAGGCACAAUUCUGAACUAAGCAUACUAAUUUGCAUGCUGGAAAUAUUGUAAAAUUUUUUCUUACCAUACACAAGUUAAUUAGUGCUUUUAUUUUUCAUUGUUUUAUUCCAAAAAGCCAUUUGGCACGACAUGUACUGUGAUACGUCAGAGUGUAGCUUAAUCAUUGGUGUUUUGAAUGAAAAAACAAGUAAUCUCCCAACAAGUUGUUUAAUUUUGCAUAUGAAAUUUCAGAGUUACCAUAGACUUGGUAUUGAUGUUUGUUGAAAAAGGUGCGCUUGUUUUGUGGGAAAGCCCUUCAAUCUGUAAAUGCAGAGAUCAGAUCUGUGUCACUAUGUCGCCAAUAUGUCAUCAAUCCUUGACCCCCUUCAGGAUGCGCAGAAAUGCAUAUCCUGUAGGAUAAUGCUGAAAAAUAAAGCAGUUGAUGGCUUUUCA